Messenger RNA from Paramecium pentaurelia, 887 nucleotides. The record is from the annotation of a GenBank genome assembly. Lineage: Eukaryota; Ciliophora; Oligohymenophorea; Peniculida; Parameciidae.
AUGUUGAAAACAGUCAAAAAUUAAAUUGAAUAGUAAUAAGAAGAAAUCACUCCGAUAUUUAACAGUAUAAUGAAUUCAAUUUUAAGGAUUGCUGAAGAUUAUAAAGCAGAGGAUGACAGAUAUCUAAGACUUAUCAACCAAAAAUUAAAUCCUUUGGAAUGUUCUUCACUAGAAUUAGAUUUUCUUGUAUACUUUAAAGAGUAAUAUUUAUGAAGAUUGGAUUAUAAAUAAAAAAAUGGUUGUUUCUAAAAUUUACAAAAUAGAAGCAUUUUUAGAAAGAAUAGUAUAAAGUGGAUAUAAGACAAAUUUUCUGUAUGACUAAAUUCAUAACAAUUUUUUGUAGUAAACUUUAAUAUUAUGAAGCCCUUAUAAAAAGUUUGAAUCAAUUAUUGUUAAAUUGAAAGGAUUAGAUGCUUUCAACAAUCAAUUAGUAGAAACAUUAUUUUAUUUCAAAAAUUAAGAAAAUGGGGAUAAAAUUUAUAAAAUAAAUGGAUAAAUUCUUAGUAUGUAUGGUUAUUUAAUAUUUAAGAGAAAAACAUUAAUUAGGCUGAAAAAAUGAUUAGCCAUUACUUAAUCUAGAAUAAAUUAAAUAUUUAGAUUACUAAGGUUAAUAUGGAAUAAAAGGGUAUAAAAUCAAAUAAUGGAUCUAUUUUUGGAAAGGAUAAUAGGUUGGGGGUGGAAACUAUAAUUUAAUGGGAUAAAAGAAAGGAUUGUGGAUUGAUUUAUGUGAAAAUUAUUGGGAGUAUUCUAUUAAUAUUAGUAAAUUUUUUAUUAAAGGAAUAUAAUUGAAGAAGGCUUUUAUUAUCUAGUUAAAAGAAUUGGUAUUUGGAAUAUAAAUUGCAAUAUUGAGAAGGCAAGAAAAUAGGAAAAUGGAUAGAAUUAACUGA